GCAAAACCAUUGGGCCGGACGCCUAUUCAUUAGGCCGCCGAUGAGUUAUUCCACGGUAGCCGUUUUAGGGAACUCAUUUUUUCCGGCAAAUUCAAAAUCCAAAAACUCCCCAGAUAGGAAAGAAAUCAUCUCUCUCUUACAAAGAUGCAAACACAUGAACCAAAUUCAAUCACUUCACGCCAAAAUCAUAAAGAAGGGCCAAGAAAAUGACCCCUUUAUUGCCUUUGAGCUUAUUCGGGUUUGCUCCAACUUCAACUCCAUUGACCAUGCCUCCAAGAUUUUCCAGAACGCUCAAAACCCAAAUGUCUACCUCUACACUGCUCUUAUUGAUGGGUUUGUAUUGUCUGGCUCUUACGUCGAUGCAAUUCGCCUAUAUUGUCAAAUGGUGUAUGAAUCUAUCUUACCCGAUGCUUAUGCAAUCACUUCGGUCUUGAAGGCUUGUGGGUUUCAGUUGGCUUUGGAAGAGGGUAAACAAGUUCAUGGGCAGGCUUUAAAACUUAGGUUGAGUUCAAACAGAUUGAUAAGGAUGAAGCUCAUGGAAUUGUACGGCAAGUGUGGCGAGUUUGAGAAUGCACAACAGGUUUAUGCAGAAAUGCCUGAAGGGGAUGUUGUUGCAUCAACCGUCAUGAUAACAUGUUAUUUGAAUUAUGGAUUCAUCAACGAGGCAAUUGGUGUAUUCAAUCGAGUUCUGGUUAGGGACACAGUUUGUUGGACGGCGAUGAUUGAUGGGUUUGUUAGGAAUGGCGAAUUUAAUAGAGCUUUGGAGGUAUUUAGGGAAAUGCAGGAGGAUGAUGUGAGGCCGAAUGAGGUUACCAUGGUUUGUGUUUUAUCUGCGUGUUCACAAUUGGGAGCUCUUGAGCUGGGGCGGUGGCUUCACUUUUACAUAGAAAAGUACGGGAUCAAGCUUAAUCAUGUUGUGGGUGGUGCAUUGAUAAGUAUGUAUUCAAGGUGUGGUGAUAUUGAUGAGGCGCAACGAGUUUUUGAUGGGAUGAAAGAGAGGGAUGUCACUACUUAUAAUUCCAUGAUUUCAGGACUUGCUAUGCAUGGGAAGAGCAUUGAGGCUAUCGAAAUGUUUCGGAGAAUGAUGAAGCAGGGGAUUAGUCCAAACAACAUUACAUUCAUUGGUGUAUUGAAUGCAUGUAGUCAUGGAGGUCUAGUCGAGUUGGGAUAUGAGAUAUAUCACUCCAUGACUAGAGAUUAUGGGAUUGAACCACAAAUAGAGCACUAUGGAUGCAUGGUUGAUCUCCUUGGUCGUGUAGGUCGGCUUGAAGAGGCAUAUAACUUCAUCAGAGAAAUGAAAAUAGCUCCAGAUCAUAUAAUUUAUGGUGCUCUGCUAAGUGCUUGUAAAAUACAUGGGAACACUGAAAUAGGAGAAUCAAUUGCAAAAAUUCUAGUCGAUUGUGGUCGCGCAGAUUCCGGUACUUACAUUCUUCUAUCAAAUGUCUAUGCUUUGUCUGGGAGAUGGAAAGAGGCAGCAAAAGUAAGAGCAAAGAUGGAGGAGGGUGGAAUGCUAAAGGAACCAGGUUGUAGUUCGAUUGAAGUGAAUAAUGAGAUCCAUGAGUUCCUUUUAGGAGACAUCAGACAUCCUCAAAGGGAAGUAAUUUACAAAAAGUUAAAGGAGUUAAAUCGUGUAUUAAAAUUGGAAGGAUACUUGCCAUCAACAGAGAUGGUUUUACAUGAUAUGGAGGAUGAGCAAAAGGAAUGGGCUUUGGCAAUACACAGUGAGAGGCUUGCACUGUGCUAUGGGCUAAUAUCAACUGCACCAUAUACGACGUUAAGGAUUGUGAAAAAUCUAAGGGUAUGCAAUGAUUGCCACUCCAUGAUCAAGCUGGUCUCUAAGAUUACCAGGAGAAGGAUUGUGGUGAGAGAUCGCAAUAGGUUCCACCAUUUCGAAAAUGGAGGUUGUUCUUGUGGGGAUUAUUGGUGAACUAAGCACAAAUUCUUCCUUUACUCAAGAUUUUCUAGUUGUAUUUUUUUCCCUCUCUUCUCAACACUGAUGGUCGUUAUUGGUACAACAACAUCAAAGACAUAAAACUGCGAUAAAUAUAAGUGAG
Alnus glutinosa is the source of this 2054-nucleotide messenger RNA. RefSeq names its product putative pentatricopeptide repeat-containing protein At5g59200, chloroplastic. Gene Ontology annotation, molecular function: protein binding; RNA binding; zinc ion binding. The transcript has a single exon. The record is from RefSeq and is a predicted model, not a curated record. Gene Ontology annotation, biological process: RNA modification. The coding region runs from base 41 to 1927 and encodes 628 amino acids. NCBI's taxonomy places the organism in Eukaryota, Viridiplantae, Streptophyta, Magnoliopsida, Fagales, Betulaceae.